Messenger RNA from Ogataea philodendri, 1227 nucleotides. RefSeq lists its product as uncharacterized. Gene Ontology annotation, biological process: protein homooligomerization. Lineage: Eukaryota; Fungi; Ascomycota; Pichiomycetes; Pichiales; Pichiaceae. The transcript has a single exon. The record is from RefSeq and is a predicted model, not a curated record. Bases 1 to 1227 code for a protein of 408 amino acids.
AUGUCCUUAAAGACAAAGUAUAGGGUCGAUCAGUCUGCCGCGGCUGUGUUGCCCUAUGAUACCAUCUACAAUAUUGAGAUCGGCGGCAAGCUGUUUCGGCUGAGUGGGGCGUCGCUUUCGUCUGAUUCGCCGUCCUAUUUUACUAGUUUUUUUAGUCAUCCCGAAAAUGAAACCAAAACAUUGACUGUUGACCGGUCUUCAGAGGUGUUUGCGAAGAUAGCCACCCAUCUUCAAGGCUAUGCUAUUAGGCCGACCGAUGAGUACGAUCUGAUGAGAUUGUAUGCGGACGCCAGCUAUUUCAAUCUACCCAAAUUGAGCAAACAGCUUGCAGAGGACUUCUAUUACGUCAAUGUUGGUGGUCGGAGCUUCAAUUUCCCACAGAGUCUUGUCAAAGGCGAAGGAAACACGCCCAAUUACUUUCAUUUUGCAUUCGGAACCUGUUUGCGGAACCCGUAUAGCAUUUCGGAGCUCAAAGACUUGUUGAGGCCGCCAGCAAUGCUUCCAAUUGUGGUCGAUCGGAGCGCCUCGUUGUUUGCAGAUCUGUUGGAUGCUUUGUGGACAGAGAAUUACAAAGUUCGUGAUGAGACCCAUCGCGAGCAAUUGCUUGCGGAGUGUCGGUAUUUCCGUUUUUUUGCACUGGAGCAGAAACUGAUUGCGCACCAGAUAGAACUCAAUCCGUUCACCAACGAGGAAGAAAUACUUAUUAUGCUUCCCGACGUGAAGAAGAUUGGACUCAGCUACGACUCGAACGAUAAGGCAAUCUACAGACGGCCUUUUGUCGACUCCAAGGAUCGCACUUUGGUGCUACAGAUUGAUUCGGAAGAAUUAAGUUUAUUGAUCCACACAAAGCUGUCUUUCUUGAGCGCUUUAGCCACGGGAAACACCUUGAAACGAUUAAAGGCGUUCUUCGGACCGCUGACCAAACCACUCUGCGACUCGGAAGUCAAAGAAGACGGCACGGUUGUGGAGAAAAUGCGACUCUAUGUGAAGAUGGAGAAUUGUACAUUCACUUUGAAUGGACUCGAAACCAAGAAAAACUGGUAUGAAGAUUUCUUUCUCAAGGACGAUAAGCAGCCAAUGGUAGAGGGAGACGUCAUCAAUGUCAAGCUUCUAAAGUCGCAGUGGACAAUUCAGCUUCAAAAUAGUAAACGACUCUGGUUCACAGGACUUCUUGCAGAUGGAGUUCUCGACAGCGCCUCGUACAACCGUCGCCGCGGAUUCAUAUGA